CCGCACGCCCCCACCGGCAUUCUCUCCCUCUAGCCAGCGCAGACACACCAGACUCCAGCCCGCCCGAACAACUCCUCCACCUCCAAUUGGCAGGAUGGGCAGCCUCGCUGCCGGCGGCGGGGUGGGCGCCAGGCGGCCGAGGUUCCUGUGCCUGCACGGCUUCAGGACCAGCGGCGAGAUCAUGCGGAAGCAGGUGGUGGGGAAGUGGCCCGACGAGGUCACCGCGCGCCUCGACCUCGUCUUCCCCGACGCGCCCUUCCCCGCCGAGGGAAAGUCCGACGUCGACGGCAUCUUCGACCCGCCCUACUACGAGUGGUUCCAGUUCGACAAGGGCUUCACGGAGUACAGGAAUCUAGACAAAUGCUUCGAUUACAUCGAGGAGCUCAUGAUCAAAGAAGGGCCCUUCGAUGGGCUCAUGGGUUUCUCCCAGGGUUCGGUUCUAUCUGCUGCGCUUGUCGGGCUCCAGCAACAAGGAUUGGCCCUGACUAGAGUUCCCAAGAUCAAGUUCCUCAUGAUCAUAAGCGGCGCCCGAUUCCGCUCACAGACUGUGUCCGAACAGCCCUACGCCAACAAGAUCAAAAUCCCCUCGCUGCACUUCCUCGGUGACAAUGACUUCCUUAAAAACGAUGGUGAAAAGCUCAUACAGUCGUUUGUGGAUCCCUUCAUCAUACGGCACCCAAAGGGACACACGGUCCCAAGGCUUGUUGAUGAGAAAAGUCUGGAAGUUAUGUCAUGUUUCCUUGACAAGAUGGAAAAGGAGAUAUCUGGACAUUCAUCCACAAAGGCCGAAGCACCCGCUGAUGUUGACGAAAAAGAAAUCUGCAUCUGAUAGGACCUAGGAAAUUAUUGUCUGAAUUCCUAUCAAAUUCAUAAUAUAGGCAAAGCAUGCUGAUGCAGUUGUAACUCGUCCUCAAUAGGAAGCAAUGCGCAGCGGCAUGUCACACCCUUGGUUGUCAAGAUUAAAGUUGAAAAUUGUUCGUAAGAUUAUUGUUGGAGUUUCCGUUGAAGUUACCGCUGGCGAAAAUCACUAUUCAAUGAAAAGAUUACUGUUGGAAAUAAGGCGACGUGUAACAUAGUAUUAUUGUCCAAAGUUACUGGAGAGAAAGGCAAUAGUAUUUUUCCCGGAUAAAAGUAGCAUCGGACGGUAGAGAUUUUGUAGAAGUUACUUAAGAAGAAGGAAGUGCUAUUUUUUUCUAGCUCAAAGAGGCAGCGGAAAGUGGAGAAUUUUUAUUUUUUAAAGCUAAGCAUUUCUGCGGGAUAAAUUGAA
Molecule: messenger RNA, 1267 nt
Organism: Lolium perenne
Lineage: Eukaryota; Viridiplantae; Streptophyta; Magnoliopsida; Poales; Poaceae
Source: RefSeq, a predicted model, not a curated record